Molecule: messenger RNA, 6083 nt
Organism: Caenorhabditis sp. 36 PRJEB53466
Lineage: Eukaryota; Metazoa; Nematoda; Chromadorea; Rhabditida; Rhabditidae
Source: the annotation of a GenBank genome assembly
AUGCUCUUUGGGUGAGUGUCUCCUCUUUAUUCAUUCCAACUGCUUAUAAACAAUGAAGUAUGCUAGGUGAGUGGAAAAAAGAGAAAAACGCCACAAAAACAGACAAUUUGCAACUUUUAGGGGGACUACGGUAAUUGCUUUCACUGCACAUUCCAUUUAUUAUUCAUACUUCAAUUUGACCAGGAGAAUACAUAGACCAGUAUAGAAACAAAUGACACACGUGCACACACGAAAAAAGGAAUUUAUUCCACCCUCACUUUUGUUGCCAUUCCAAUCACUUUUUGUGUUUAUUUUCUGGAAGUAAAUUUUUUUAGCGGAGCACGUUACAUAGUUCUGACACCAUGCAGUUUUCAGUUCUGAGAACAACUUCUAACUCGUCCUUUCCAAAAAGAAAAAAUGCUUCCCCUUGCACAAAAAGGGAAAAGAAGAUGAACUACUCCAUUCCGUUUAAACCAACUCAAAAAGUAUUGCAUUUUUCUUCUCUCCCAAAGAAUCGAAAAUUCUAUUGCCCUUCCCUUCCUUUCCUCCUCUUCCAAGAAAAGUGGGGGAGAACAGAACAAGUUGGACCGAAAAUUUUACUCCAGGGAGGAACUUUCUUCGCGAAUUUCAUGUAUUCCCCGUUUUUGCAUAUUUUCGCCUUUUUUCUAUUUCAUUCUAUUCAUCAUAACGGGAGGUUUUCUUUGUCAUAUUCAAGAAGUAUGAAAGGAAUGAAUAGAACGGGACGGGGUCCGUUUUCGUCUCAUCAACACGGAUUUUCUGCAUCUGGACGUCUACCCGACUCUUUUUUCAAUUGUUUACGUGUUCUUCAGUCUCCUUUCAUUUGCUUUUACGUACCGACGUCGUCAUCGUUUGUUAAGUUGGUUACAUCAGGUUCUAUUUCCACUUCUCCCCUCAUCGUUUCUUUUUUCUGCUACUCAAUUUCGGCUACUAGUUGUUUCGGCCCACGUGCCUUUUUUCCGUAUACUGUUUCACUAUGUCUCUUUGGAUCCAUAGCACGUACUGAAAUCUCAAAACUUUAGGUUUUGUUAAGAAAAUAGGACACUGUAGAUUGGCGAUUAAUCCGUUUUUCCGAGUAGAAAAUCUGAAAAGUCGCUCAUUUUUUCGAACUUUUCAAACCCGGGAAAGAAAAUUUGGAAUUUUGAACCGUCCAGCUGAAAAAUUUGCUUAUCGAUUCGAUCCUGUCCUUGCAAUUUUUCUUCUGUAAACCUCAUCACUCUCCCUGUUUUUUGAGCGUUUGCACUAAUACCAAGUUGCUUACCCAAAACACAACUAAAUCGCCCGCCACCCGAAAAAGAGGAGAAAAAGGGACUCUUUGUCAAUAAGUGGGUCCCCAGUCACUAUUUGUCAGCCGCGACACCACCACACCAAAUUCAUUUCUCUUCUUCUUUUCGCCUCGCGCAAAACUUCAAAGUUCAUAUAUAAAUCUGAGCGAGCAACUCGAUGGCGCCUGUCUGAUUUGUUAUUUUUCGCGAUCACGGAGGCAAAACAUGUGUUUUGACAGCGCUCAGUUGUUACUCCGGAACCAGCCGCCGCCUCUCGGUGGGAUGAAAAUAUCCGAUUGGAUUUUCAUGACAGACUACAUAGAAAGUCGUUAAGUGCACUUCAUUUCAUACCUGCUCAUUUUUAUCGCAUCAAGCUGAGCACAUUUAUUGCUGUCAAGUCGUCAUGAUCUUUGCAAAAAACGUCUUGUUAAACUGAAACUGAAACUGGCAUAUCCCACUAAUUCUCAUCAAAAAUGAGUGGACCGCUCGAUCAUAAUUUCAUGCCGGCUCCUUCCGUUCACGUCAUCAUCCUCUUUUUGAGCAGUGGUUAGUUCCGGAGCAAGGCGGUGCUCCGAGUGACAAGAACACUUCUCUUCUGUUCUUGUCGUUGUAAAGAAGCUCCACAUGUUUCUGAACAUUUUCAUUCAAUUUCAUCCACUUUUUCAUCAAGACAACGUGUCUCGCAUCCGCUUGACAUCAUUGCCGAUGUUCCGUCUUCUCAAUAUAUUCUGUAUCAUUGACGUCAGUCUUCGUUUCAUUCGCUUUUAGUUCUAUCGGAUGCUCACAUCUUUUUCUAGACGACUACGGUAGAGAAUGUACUUUUAAAACUCAUUCCACAUUCUUUUUUGCUUUUCGUCCUGUUCCACAUGUUUUCUGUUUUUCUGUUAUACUGGCAUGUGAAUAAGAAAUCAGAGGUCAAAAGUCGGAAAUCUUUACCCAAUGAUCCUGUGAGUCUGUACUGACAUCAUCGUGAGAAAAUCACGUAUCUUUUCCGGAGCAUUUUUGCAGAAUUUCACGCAUACAAGGUGAAAAGUGUAAAGCUCUUUUUUGCCUUCUUUUCAACCAUCAAAAUCAGAUUCUCGAAUCUAACGGAGCCCAACAACAAGAGAGCGAGACGAGCCAUAUGUAAAUAAGAGUUGAAUUCAGUGCGUGUGUGUGUGUGUGUGAACUAAUUCAACACACACACACGCACUAAUUCAUCUCAUCUUUCAGCUCGUAAUUCUAUGCUCUCCCCCUCCUCCCUCAUGUAUUCUGAUCUAACAACAUCUCAUUUUCCAGAAACUUUGACUCGAAUUGGUCUAGACGCUCAUUGAGACUGGGAUUCAGAUUCUUUUUCUCUUUCUUUGUGUGAUUUCUUUUAUUUCCAGACUUGACAAAGACGUUUUUCAGUACUAAAAGUAAGAUCCAGGCCGGCGACGGCAAGUCUGAUUUUUUCUCUUUUCCUCCUUCUCAAGCACCAAAUCGGAUUAGAUGAUCGAAUGUUUCUCCAUUAUACCUACUAUUUUCCUGUUUUUUUCCCUCCUGAUCUAAUUGCAUCGGGCACACCGAAUUCAAUCUACUGUGUCCUUCGUCUUUGCAGCCCCCGGCUUCUUGGCUCUCGGAUGUUUUUUUUUUCUGUCUUAGGCUCGCCUCCUUAGCCCCUUUGGUUGUUUUUGGUUUCCAAUCCGCGAGUCGGAAGUCAAAAGGCUUUGAGCUGCUAGCUUGGGAGCUCGAGCUCUAUUUCCAUUCCUUUCUCCGAUUCUGAACCAAUUAUGGCGUUGGAAGAAAAAAGGAAAAUCUCGGGAUUAGAGGAAUGAAGAAGAAAGUGGCGGGUGCCAAUCGAAAUAAAAUCCGCUUCUCUUCUCACUACUCACUUUAUAUUCAUGACUCUGCCGACAAAACCGAGGCGUUUACUGGCCGGGAGCACUCACCCCACCGCAAAUCCGUCUUAAAUGCACUCCUAAUUUUUUUCGGCUCUCCUUCCCAUUUUUUGCGCUCUGCUUCUCAGGAGGCACACCAGAAUCCAUUCUUCUUUCGUGCUCGUGCUCGUGCUCCCAGUGAGAAGAAGAAGAAGAAGAAGAAGAAGGAGCAUUCCAUUCGCCCUUUUGCCACCCCACCCCCCCCGGUCGGAGCCGACACCGCGAUGACUGCGAUUUCAUACACGAAAUCAAAGACUAGCAUUGAUUCCGAGAGCAGGUAAAUGUAUGUGGGAAUUCGGUAACUGAAUCCGUGUCAGGAGGGCUGUCAGUUUGAGAACUCACGAGGAAACUUCCUACGGUAGCCGACCCGUUAGCUCAAUGAUCAGGUGUUCCGGAAGAGUCACAAUCUAAUCAGCUCUAAUUGCUUUUUUCUUCUUCUUCUUCUCCAUCUCUUUCUUUUUCUUUCCUCUAGUUUUUGCUUCUCUUGCCUUCUCUUUUUUUCUUCCCCCACUGCUCAGUAAUUACUCAUUUGCACUGGUCAAUGCAAUUACCACAAAAGCGGGAAGUUCCUUCAACUGAAUGACUAAGCGAUUCGGUCAAUUAGGCACCAACGGGAGCAUGAAACAUUGCAGUUGGUCAAGGAUCUUAAGAUCAUUUGAAUAGAUUCUUAUUGAGUGCCAGAAUUGAGGGUUCCAUCGGAGCUGGGUUUUUUGUAAGCCUACCAAGGCCUGUACUUUUGACUGACUUGCAGUAUAGAAAAAAACUUUUCUUUAUGAACUUGGAUAAAAGUAAAUUGGGUUCACGUUUCAGAGCGAUAAAAUAAACUUGUUCGGAGGUAAAGCUUGGAUAUACUUCAAGAUUGCCAAGUUGUGCCAAAGGUCCAGGUCUCAACAGGCCUUCCAAAAGCCAGGACCUGAGUUCCAAUACUUCGUUAUUCAAGUUUAUUACACAUCAUCAUCAUGAUCAUUCCCGUGGAUAUAAAUUUCCACAUGUGUCCGACGCCCCUCUUCCCAGAACCUAUUUCUCCUCUUUUCCCUAUCAAUCACUCGGAGCACCAAAUAACGGCGGCGCGAGUCUCAAAUUUCACACAUGCGUUCUCGGGGGUGAAGGAGGAUAACAAGUCAGGCGUGCGUGGCUGGCUAACUUUCAUUUUCAUUCCAUUUCAUCAAAGGUGACGGACAGACUGGGAGUCCUGCGCGUGGGUGCAAGAGAAAUGAAUAUUUUUCCACUUCUGUCUCAAACUGAUCUCUAUCCUUUUCUAGCUUUCACUUUCACUUCAACUUUCAAAGCCACACAUAAAAUAUAUGUAAAAAAAAGCGCUCGCGAAUGCUCUUCAUUCACUUCAUUAGGUCUCUUCUGGAGCUGAUCGUUAAACACUGGCGCAUAUGUGUCCCUUCUUCAUAUUAUUUCGAGCCCUUACCACAUUCCAAUUCCACCCUCUCGCUCGAUGUCUAAUUUUUUUCAAAUUUAUACGCUCACCAUACUUAUCGUGUAUCCUUUUUCAAAGAUCAAUCUGAUUGUGGUAAACACAAUCGGCACUUGUCGUAAAACAAAAUGAAAUUGAAUUCUUAAUGAGAAAAAUCGGAAUAAAAUGAGCCUUAGGACAAACAGAACAAGUAAAAUCUUCUACUUUCCUUUUGCCGUAACUCUACUUUCCCUACUAAUAUAGGUAAUCUGUGAAAUGAGGUCUACAUUCUGUUAUACAUGCAAACUCAUCUUCUGGUUAGUUUCUUAUCUUCUUCUCCUCUUCUUACACUCGAAAUGCUCAGUCAUACUCCCUUGAAACAUUAUUCAGAGCUACACAAGUUGGUGUUAGAUGAAUCUAUUCACAAAUUAGAAAACAUUUGAAGAUAUAAACGAAUGAGGAUUUCAGUGAAUGUCAGUCAAUGCCCUGCGUGCCUAAACCCCAACAACGGUCGCCGAAUGCUUCCUUCAACCCGGCUCACGCCCAAUACGCGUGCUGCUUCCAGCAAUUGCACUCGAAUGUAAGUUCGUCACCCUAAUACAGGAAGUAUGGCCGGCAAGUUCCUUAAAAAUUCCCCGAAAAUACGCAUGACAGAAAAAAGAAGAAAUACCGAGUACACGAACGAGUUCUUCUUGAAUAAUUCCUAAUUGCAUGCCCGAUUGUUUUUGUGUGUGGAUGUGUGAGGAGAAGCGGAGGAGCUCCUGAAAAAAGACAACAAAUUAGGCUACCUCGCAUCUUUUCUUACUUCUUCUUCUUCUUCUUCUUCUUCUUCAUUCGGAGCUCAUUCCUUUUAAUUCUCAUUCUUGAUGGCAUCUACCGCCCGAUUUCAGACGGGUGCCACCCUCAUCGCCAUCUUUCACAUUCUGCUGUGCAGCGGCAUUUUCACGUGGCUCGUGAAGUGCAUCGGAACGGAAAAGUCGAGAAUCGAGUUGGCCGCCGAGAUUUUUCUCGCCGCGUUAUGCCUCGUCGCCGCCAUUAUUCUACUGUUCGGGCUCAAACUCGAGAGCCGCAAACUGCUCACCGGUUAUGUUCUUGCUCAGGUGAGGGUUUCAGAAGAGUAUAGUUUUGAUCCACUUUUGACAAGGAAGCGACGCCUUGUUAUGUGAGGGGUUUCCUGCUUCACCCGAGGUCAUAGCACAAUAUUUAUUUUCAGUGCCUCCUCAUUGGCCUUCUGUUUGUCCUUUUCCUUGCCUUAAUCAUGGGCAUUAAGCCCGGAAUUCUCGACGAUCCGGACCAAAACGGAUACAAUUCUCUAGGUACCCCAAUCAUCAAAACUUUCUCGGAAAUCUGCAAAAUUAACAUUUUCCAGAAGAAGAGCUGCUGAUUGUGCUCGAAAUCUUCAUCUCGCUCGCCGUGGUCAUAAUCGAAGUCUGGUUUCUGACGAUAGUUUUGAAAUCCUACUCGUUUUUCACGGACAAGUACAACUACACCGGAGGCGAUCGUGAAGACAACGUCUAA